AUGAUGGAGCCCACUGCCCUAGAUGGUAUUAUGUCGUCAUCGUCAUCAACAAGCAGUAAACAAGGAGGGGAUGCAAGUCAGAUAGUACAGCCGUCCUACCCUGUCAGGCUCGCUAGAGGCCUCUCUCGAAUGUACACCUACUACCUAGAGAAGACUACUAUCUGGACCAAGAGUCGUUGGUUGUCCUUCUUCAUCGCAUGUGCUUUAUAUGGUAUCAGGGUGUAUUUCCUUCAGGGUUUUUACAUCAUCACCUAUGGAUGGUCCAUCUACCUAUUAAAUCUGUUUAUAGGCUUUAUAUCCCCUCAA
Perkinsus marinus ATCC 50983 is the source of this 306-nucleotide messenger RNA. RefSeq names its product RER1C protein, putative. NCBI's taxonomy places the organism in Eukaryota, Perkinsozoa, Perkinsida, Perkinsidae. The transcript has 3 exons. Gene Ontology annotation, biological process: retrograde vesicle-mediated transport, Golgi to endoplasmic reticulum; protein retention in ER lumen. Gene Ontology annotation, cellular component: Golgi membrane. The annotation marks the transcript as partial. The record is from RefSeq and is a predicted model, not a curated record.